AUGGCGGACGAGGAUACUUCUAGCAAACAAUCAAGGUAGCGAAAAAUCAUGAUUUCUUUUCACAAACUUGUUUCAGUUACGACUCGACGGGGACUUGUUUCGCGGCAAAUCCGGGAAAAUUUUUGGUGGAUGAAUAUAGGAAAAUUCUCAGAAAGGUCCAAGACACGAGUCCCCUGCCACGCAACUUCCCAAGGCAGCAGCUUUUCGAGUGAGGUUUUUUUCCAUUUUUUUAAAGUCACAAAAAAAUCAGUUAUGUGGAUAUAAUUUAAUUAUAUAAUUUUUGAAGGCUUUACGUCUGUCGGACAAUUCUAUUUGCUGCUUUCACCAUUGGUAUUCGCCUGGGCAACUUAUCAAUUUUAUACGUGCCAAUCUCCAUUUUUGGCAAUACGUUCACGGUCACAUUUACCUAUGUCGUGAUCCCAAUCGCCGGUCUUCAGAUCAUUGUCUCAUAUCAAAGGGUAAGACUUUCUUCAUUUAAAUGUUCAAGAAGGAGUUCAGGGAAUGAUAACAAUGCACGAGAUGCGAGUUCUGGUGAUUACAUGGGCCGUACUGGCGGGCAUGUUUUCCGAAGCCUGCAAUAUCAACUACGUUCUCGGCGACAGCGGCCAACCUACUUACUUCAUGCCUUUUCUAAUUGGAAUCACUAUUCAGGUUAGUCUGAAGUUUGAGGAAUUGGGAAGAGGUUCGAAAUUUCAUACAACUCUUUCUUUUAGAAAAAAAAAUAGUGAGUCCCUUUUGUUUCUUCUAUGUCUUCCCCCAGAACUCCAAUAGGCAUCAAUUUUCCAUCACGACAAAGUUUUUGAAACAAUUAUUACUCGUCCAUCAGAAUACACCACCCUUCAUAAGUUCGUCACAGAUUUACUAAAUGCCCGGAAUUAAGAACUAGAGGAGGGUUUUAAAACUUCAAUUUAAGAUUGAAUCUAUUCAUCUAUCGAUAGAUCAAAAAACACCGUCAUGAGAGCAUAAAUCCUUUUCUGACAGAGUAAUUUCCAGGCAAUUGGCCCACAAUACGACAAGGACCGCAAAAUGUUGGUCGGUUUGAGCGUCGGCAGCGCCGUCGUCGCUGCUCUAACCUUACACGCAAUAUUCGGUUUUCCUUCUCUUUCUCAGUUCAUUCAACGCAGAACUUCAGACCAAAUCACAUUUGCGACGAUUCUCGGCCUUACUGUGUCUUGCCUCAACGCAACGAUCGCAUUGCAACUGUGUCUCUACGACAUCAUUCACGGUCCGUUCCCAUUCCAAUCAAACAUUUCAGACAAGAAGGCUUUCAGGGAAGGUCGACAUCGAACUGACGCACGUCUUCGGCAUCAUCAUCGCCAUGAUCAACCACCUGCUAGUGUGCAGAAUCACCGGUCGGUACGUCGACGACCCUUCGGCCAACGACAUCUCCAGGGCGAUGCCAUUGCGCGACGCUCUUCACAUUUGA
Molecule: messenger RNA, 1426 nt
Organism: Caenorhabditis auriculariae
Lineage: Eukaryota; Metazoa; Nematoda; Chromadorea; Rhabditida; Rhabditidae
Source: the annotation of a GenBank genome assembly